Molecule: messenger RNA, 1110 nt
Organism: Miscanthus lutarioriparius
Lineage: Eukaryota; Viridiplantae; Streptophyta; Magnoliopsida; Poales; Poaceae
Source: the annotation of a GenBank genome assembly
AUGAAGAACCAGCUGCAGCUGGGGCUGCCUCUCGCGUUGGAGAUCCUGGUGUUGUUUGCCGCUCUUCUUGGCAGUGCGCAAGGCCAGAGCUCUCAGGGCGGCGAUGGUGGUGGUGGCGCCGCCGCUAACCUCACGGUGGUGGGCGCCGUGUUCUGUGACGCCUGCUCCUCCAGCUCCUUCUCCAAAAGCAGCUACUUCUUGCCAGGUGUAAAAGUCCGGCUGGACUGCAUGAUCAAAGUGAACUCGAAUUCCAAGGAGGAGAUCAAGAUCACGGCCGAGAAGGUGACCAACAGCUACGGCGCCUACCAGCUGGACAUCCCGGCGAUCGACGGCUUCGAGUGCGCCGCGCCUGGCGCGACCGCCGCCGAGUCCUUCUGCCGGGCGGCCGUGCUGGACAACCCCUCCGCGCUGUGCAACGUGCCGGCCGUGACCACUACCGUCGGCCACAUCUCCUUCCCGAGCCAGGAGCCCAACGCCUGCUUCUACAGCCUCAACUCGCUCUACUACCGCCCCAGCAAGCCGGGGCCAGCUCAGUGCGACGGCGGUGGCGCCGGCGCGUCGCCUGCGGCGCUGAACACGUCCCUGUUCUACUGCCCGCCGUGGCCGUGGCCGCCUAUCCCGUUCUGCACGCCGCGGCCGUGGUUCCCGCCCAUACCGUUCUUCACCCCGCCGCCGCCGGCGUUCCCGUUCCCGCUCCCACCGAUACCGUUCUUCACCCCGCCGUCGCCUCCACCACCGGCGUUCCCUUUCCCACUGCCACCAUGGCCAUGGACGCCACCGUCGCCUCCGCCUUCACCGUCGUUCCCGUUUCCUCAUUUGCCGCCGAUCUUUACAAUACCAUCGCCUCCGCCACCGCCACCGCCGGAAUUCCCGUUCCCUAUGCCACCACUCCCACACCUGCCUCCUCUCCCGCACUUCCCACCGCUACCAUCACUGUAUUCACCGCCACCUCCUCCACCUCCACCACCGCCUCCGCCGCCGUCGUUCCCGUGGACGUUUCCGCCGUUACCUUUCUUCCCUCCUGGUUCUUCAGGGCCAUCUCCUCCACCUUUGAUGAGUCAUUCUCGUAAAGAUCCAAGCACUUGGUCUCCUUCCAAUAAACAACCAUAA